Ipomoea triloba (trilobed morning glory) is the source of this 763-nucleotide messenger RNA. Its product is annotated as 28 kDa heat- and acid-stable phosphoprotein-like. NCBI's taxonomy places the organism in Eukaryota, Viridiplantae, Streptophyta, Magnoliopsida, Solanales, Convolvulaceae. Gene Ontology annotation, cellular component: cytosol. The coding region runs from base 122 to 613 and encodes 163 amino acids. The transcript has 8 exons. Gene Ontology annotation, molecular function: RNA binding. The record is from RefSeq and is a predicted model, not a curated record.
UCUAUUAAUUAAAUGGCCUAGCAACUCUCAGAAAAAUCCCAGAAAAGAGCCGGAAACUCUGCUUCUUAGCUGGGUUUCAUUUGUUUUUGUUGUUGAGUAGCUGCGCGGUGCUGAAGAGGCAAUGGGGAGAGGAAAGUUUAAGGGAAAGCCCACUGGCCGUCGCCAAUUCUCCACUCCAGAGGAGAUGAUGGCUGGUACCCCUGCAUCUCGCCCGCGCACAUUUAGACAGGAAGAAGCUGAAGUAGAGAAAGAUGAGAGAUUUGGUAACGAGUCCAGUGAGGAGUCUGAAGGGUCUGAAAAAGAACAAAGGCGGGUGGCUCCACGCAGCCUGAUUGAGAUUGAGAAUCCAAAUCUAGCCAAGCCUAAGAAUCUGAAAGCCAAGAAUGCUGAUACUGAGAAAACAACUGAACUUUCGAGGCGUGAGAGGGAAGAGAUAGCGAAGCAGAAAGCUCAUGAGCGAUUCAUGAGGCUCCAAGAACAAGGCAAAACAGAACAAUCAAGGAAAGAUUUAGAACGAUUGGCUCAGAUAAGGCAACAGAGAGCUGAAGCUGCCAAAAAAAGGGAACAGGAGAAAGCUGCCAGAGAACGAAAGAAGUUGGAAGCUCAGAAAUGAGUAGUCUUUCGACAUUACUCGCUCACAAUUUGUCACAGGAACCAACUGAAUUACUCGUCCUGACGAUAUGUUAAUUGGCGUUGGCGGUUAGACAUAAAGUAAUAAAUACUGGACAUAUGUUUGGUACAAUAAAAAUAAUGUUUCAUUGUA